This is a messenger RNA of Penicillium mononematosum, 717 nucleotides long. RefSeq lists its product as uncharacterized. Lineage: Eukaryota; Fungi; Ascomycota; Eurotiomycetes; Eurotiales; Aspergillaceae. The record is from RefSeq and is a predicted model, not a curated record. The transcript is spliced from 2 exons. Gene Ontology annotation, molecular function: lyase activity. Bases 1 to 717 code for a protein of 238 amino acids.
AUGCCUUGGCAUCGGUCGCGGAAUUUCUCCCGAAUUUUAGCUGGAAUUUGCUGGACUUUGAACUACUUCAGCAUGUUGCGCACUUCGCAAAAAGACAAGAUCCCCAGCACAGGUAUCUUCCCCCUCUGCAAUGACAUUGGGUGGGAGUUUAUCUAUGCCUUUAUCUACCCAAAGGCGAGUGCCCACUGGGAAGGAGGAGUUCGAAUGUGGUUUUUGGUCCAUUGCAUCGUCAUCGUCUUUAUCAUCAAGAAUGCGCACAAUGAGUGGGACUAUUUCCCCCUCGUUCAACGAAACCUUUACUUCCUCUAUGGAAUAGUGACUGUUGGCUUUGCCAUCGGUCAAUAUUCGUUUGCGCGGGAGGUUGGGCCUGACUUGGGAUUUUUCUAUGGGGGUGUGCUAUGCCAGACACUGGCGAGCCUUGGGCCAAUUGCUCAGAUUCUUUCCCGCAAUAGUACCCGCGGUGCUUCCUUGUUGACUUGGCUAUUGAGAGCGGUCGCUACGUUUGGUGGAUUCAUUAAGUUGACUAUCUACUACCUCACUGGCGUUGCUGCAGGACCUUGGUUUGAAAGUCCUAUGUGCAAGUUCUACAUCGGCCUGACCUUGGUUCUUGAUUUUACCUAUCCGAUCUGCUACUACGUCAUUCGUCGUCAGGAGUUGGCCAAUGCUGAGGGGAGAAAAAGAAGAAGGCAAAGUCAGGAAAGGCAGCUUGAAGUGUGA